CUCCUCCUUCUCCCGGUGGCUCAGUCAGUCAGUCAGUCAGUCAUUGAGAUUCACUCCGAGCCGAUUUUCACUGGAGUGGAAAGGAUAUACGACCAUUGUUAAGACAUCAUGGGUAUUAAAUUCUUGGAGGUAAUAAAGCCGUUCUGUGCGGUCCUACCAGAGAUCCAGAAACCUGAAAGAAAGAUCCAGUUCAGAGAAAAGGUGCUAUGGACGGCAAUUACUCUCUUCAUCUUUCUUGUGUGUUGCCAGAUUCCUCUUUUUGGCAUAAUGUCAUCAGAUUCUGCAGAUCCAUUCUACUGGAUGAGAGUCAUUCUGGCUUCAAAUAGAGGUACUCUGAUGGAGCUGGGUAUCUCGCCUAUUGUCACCUCAGGCCUGAUAAUGCAGCUGCUGGCUGGAGCUAAGAUCAUUGAAGUUGGAGACACCCCAAAGGAUAGAGCGCUCUUUAACGGAGCUCAGAAAUUGUUUGGGAUGAUCAUCACCAUCGGUCAGGCCAUUGUUUAUGUGAUGACUGGCAUGUAUGGAGAUCCAUCAGAGAUGGGUGCAGGGAUCUGCUUGCUCAUCAUCAUCCAGCUGUUUGUAGCAGGGCUGAUUGUGCUGCUCCUGGAUGAAUUGCUCCAAAAGGGCUAUGGCCUCGGUUCAGGAAUCUCGCUGUUCAUUGCCACCAACAUCUGUGAGACCAUCGUCUGGAAGGCCUUUAGUCCCACCACUGUGAACACAGGAAGAGGAACAGAAUUUGAGGGAGCAGUCAUCGCUCUUUUUCACCUCCUCGCCACAAGGACUGACAAAGUGCGUGCUCUCCGGGAGGCCUUCUACAGGCAGAACCUCCCCAACCUCAUGAACCUCAUCGCUACAGUGUUCGUCUUUGCUGUAGUUAUAUACUUUCAGGGAUUCAGAGUGGAUCUGCCCAUCAAAUCUGCUCGCUACCGUGGCCAAUAUAACACAUACCCCAUCAAGCUUUUCUACACCUCCAACAUUCCCAUCAUCCUGCAGUCUGCUUUGGUCUCCAACCUGUAUGUUAUCUCCCAGAUGCUUUCCACACGCUUCAGUGGGAAUUUCCUGGUGAAUCUGCUUGGAACGUGGUCUGAUGCAACGUCAGGUGGUCCAGCCCGUGCCUAUCCUGUCGGAGGACUUUGCUACUACCUCUCUCCACCAGAGUCGUUUGGUUCUGUUCUAGAUGACCCAGUCCAUGCUCUAAUUUACAUCUUUUUCAUGCUCGGCUCAUGUGCCUUUUUCUCCAAAACUUGGAUUGAAGUUUCAGGCUCUUCUGCAAAAGAUGUAGCGAAGCAGCUGAAGGAGCAGCAGAUGGUGAUGAGAGGACACAGAGAAACCUCAAUGGUUCAUGAACUGAACAGGUACAUUCCAACCGCUGCUGCCUUUGGUGGACUUUGCAUCGGCGGUUUAUCGGUGAUGGCGGACUUCCUCGGUGCCAUCGGUUCUGGCACCGGUAUCUUACUGGCCGUCACCAUCAUUUAUCAGUACUUUGAAAUCUUUGUGAAAGAACAAAGUGAAUUAGGCAGCAUGUCGGCCAUGUUCUUCUAAAAAA
Messenger RNA from Poecilia latipinna (sailfin molly), 1543 nucleotides. RefSeq names its product protein transport protein Sec61 subunit alpha-like. Gene Ontology annotation, cellular component: membrane. NCBI's taxonomy places the organism in Eukaryota, Metazoa, Chordata, Actinopteri, Cyprinodontiformes, Poeciliidae. Gene Ontology annotation, biological process: protein transport. The transcript is spliced from 12 exons. The coding region runs from base 109 to 1539 and encodes 476 amino acids. The record is from RefSeq and is a predicted model, not a curated record.